Anopheles maculipalpis is the source of this 4895-nucleotide messenger RNA. RefSeq lists its product as uncharacterized. The record is from RefSeq and is a predicted model, not a curated record. Gene Ontology annotation, cellular component: extracellular region; basement membrane. The coding region runs from base 48 to 4895 and encodes 1615 amino acids. NCBI's taxonomy places the organism in Eukaryota, Metazoa, Arthropoda, Insecta, Diptera, Culicidae. The transcript has 7 exons. Gene Ontology annotation, biological process: cell-matrix adhesion. Gene Ontology annotation, molecular function: serine-type endopeptidase inhibitor activity.
CCUGACCCAAGGACCGGAGCGAACGGGAGCUCGAUGUGCAGAGAAGGAUGAAGUUGAUCGAUCGACUGCUGGACAAAUGCUUCCAACGCCACGGGGCCCUGGUGCUUAUCGUGGCUGGACUGCUGUGUCUCCAGAUUACCACUAGUGAUAGUACACCAUUAGACGAUAGCAAUAGUAAUAGUGGCAGUAUUAGUAGUAGUGAAACGCUAGAAUUAACCGCAUGUCAGCAUCUGAGGCGAGCGGAGGCGCGUCGCGCCAAGUCAUUAGGCGAUAGUCUGCUGCAAACGGUUCGGAUACCGCGCUGUACCGCGCUGGGGGACUUCGAACCGGUGCAAUGUUCCAACGAGCUUAACGGAACCGAAUGCUGGUGUGUGGACGAGUAUGGCGUGGAGAUUACGGGCAGUAGGCGUAGCCAUGCGGACGACGUCAACUGCACCCGGGUGGAUAACCACUGUCAGGCGUCCAGCUGCCGUAUGUUCUGUCCGGCCGGUUUCGCAAAGGACCUGGCGUCCGGCUGUCCUGUGUGCCGCUGCCGUGAUCCGUGCGAGGACAUUCAAUGUCCCCGGGGUCAACAAUGUGAACCGCAGGAGGUUCAGUGCAAGACCGAACCCUGUCCACCGAUUCCGACGUGUCGUAAAGCACGCAGUCUGAACGAUCUGUGUCCAGCGGGACAACCGCUAGCGAUCACCGGCACUAUUCGUCCCUUCCUGUGUGGUACAGAUCCGGGAAAACCUAGCUGCCCUCCGCUGUACCGCUGUUUGGUGCAGGGUGGUAACGAUUAUGGCGUAUGCUGUCCGGCUUCGUUGCAAUUCGAAAAGCCCGGUAGCUGCCCGCGGGCGAAUGAGAUCGAAUCGACGGACAGUACGGGGUACUUGUGCGGAACACCCUGCAGCCACGAUUUGGAAUGUCCACAGAUGCAAAAAUGCUGUCAAUCGGAUGGGUGUGGACGGAAUUGUCAACAGCCACACAAUGUCACUGUUUGCCAUCAGGCACGUAUGCUCUCGGAGUUGCUAUCGGUAAAUGAGCGCGAGGGUCGUGGUUAUGUGCCACAGUGCGAUGGUCCCGGUGGAAGCUUCUCAACGCGCCAAUGUUCCCGCAAUGGGUUGGUGUGCUGGUGCGUGGAUCCUAAAUCAGGGAACAAAGUGAAGGGAACGAUGGGAGCGGCUGCUUCCGUCAACUGUGAGGGUGUGGAGAAUAUGAUCGGAGGUCGCAGUGGAGGACGAAGUGUGGAUGGUGCUCAAACGCUCUGCGAUCAUAACAUCUGUGCGGCGGUGUGUGAGUACGGUUUCAAGAAUGAUCACAACGGAUGUCCCACGUGUGAGUGUUCGGAACCGUGUGAGGGAUACCUUUGCCCAAGCGGAUCGCACUGUGAGGUGGCUAAGGAUCCGAAGUGUGAGGCGUACUCUGGGCUUUGCUCGUCCGAGCCAGUCUGCAAGCCGGAUCUGGUGUAUUCAAACCCAUGCGAGAUCGGAACACCACUAGCAGACAACAUUACCGGUGAACUGUUGUUCUGUCAUAUGGAUCGCCCGAGGAGUCGCGAAUACCAAAGCCGUACCUUCUUCGACGAUGACGAACAGGACGAGGAGGAAAACGGCCGCAAACGCUCGCUAUCGAAUACAAUCAUCUGUCCAAUGGAGACGCAUGAAUGUCGUAAGCUUCACGGUGAAUCCCGAAGUGUCUGCUGUCCUUUGGUGACCGAAGGUGAAGACGAAGAAGUGGCCGAAGAACGUCAACAAACGAUGUGCGAAUAUUUGCGUGACUUCUCUGACCGUAUGGAGGGUACGGUGGAAGGGAUGGAAUUAGCGCUACCCCCACCAUCCUGUACCUCGGACGGAGGUUACCAGGCAAUGCAGUGCGUCACCCGCAAAACUAAGGUCAAACUAUCGGAACAGCGGAAGUAUAUCGAACAGAACAGCAUUCGUCGGAUGAGAAAACUUCUGGAAGACGCAUCGGCCGCCGGUCAUGCGCCCUCAACUACAACCACCUCCACAUCGUCGACCACUCCCGAAGUAAGUUCUGCAAAUCCACCGGUACGUGUGCGACGGGCUGCCAACCCUGGUCCUGACAGCACACUCAAACUUUUGCCAGUUAGUAGUGACGCGGAACAAAUGAUUGGUGGUGAUGGUGCCAUCGGAGGACUGUAUGCAAGCAUGCCCGGUUAUCUGGCAGUGCAGGCACGCUCGGCCAAGAUUAUCGAUUUCAACCGUCUCGAAUCAAAGAACGGUAAUGCGAAUCUUGACAAGCCGGAGAUUAAACCAUCAACGUUGCUGAAACGACCGCUCGUCGUUCCAACCCUUCCCACUCCCGUGCAGGAACAGCUGGUGGAGGUCGAAAUUGAGGAGUGCUGGUGUGUGGAUGGCUUUGGUACGGAAAUUCCCAAGACUCGGGGACUCAACGCAACUACCAAGAGCUGUGAGGCAAUCCGAGAAUCUCUCGGCUGUUUAGAUCUGACGUGCCGAAUGGGAUGCGAUUAUGGGUUUGUGUUGGACUCGGACACACAGUGUCCUUCGUGCGAGUGUCGCGAUCCGUGCGACAGUGUCAACUGUCCGGAUGGGCAAGAAUGUCGCUCCGUUGAGGUAUCUUGCGAGGGAGAGUAUUGUCCACCAGUACCGGCUUGCUUCCCCAAAAAGCCCGGUCAGUGUCCGUUCCUGGUGCCACCUGGUUCGGAGAACUCAGAAUCGGACUCGUGCGAGUACGAAUGCCGCACGGAUGCACACUGUGACGGAUCGAAACGUUGCUGUUCGAACGGUUGUGGGACGCAGUGUGUUGAGCCACAGCUAAAGACCGCUUGCCAGCAUCUGCAAACGAUUCAACUUCAUCAAGCGUCCGAGCUGGGCAUUCCCCCGAAACAGAAGUACAUUGCACAGUGCGACAUCGAUGGCAGCUUCCGGACGAUACAGUGCGGUCCGGGUAAUGUGUGCUGGUGUGUGGAUGAGUUCGGAAAUGAAAAGAGUGGAACGCGCACCAACAAUGGGCAACCGAACUGCGAGCUGUUCCCGAAAACGGAAUGUCCACUGCUCAAAUGUCGACCGUGUGAGUAUGGGUACAAGAUUGAUGCGAACGGCUGCAAGACCUGCGAAUGUCGUGAUCCAUGCGGAGAGAUCUCGUGUCCUCGCGGGGAAGAAUGUCAGCUUAUACAGGUGGAAUGCAUUUCGGUACCGUGUCCAAAGAUGCCAAUUUGCGUGCCAAUUCGAGAGUCGGUCUGUCCCGAAGGACUUCCGCUGCGUUCCAGUGGCCGUGAGAUUGUGUGUGGACCGCAAACCGAUGCGGACACGUGCCCAUCGACACACAUCUGCCAACUGAACCCGAUCAGCAACCGUGGAGUUUGCUGUGGCAAGACAAGGGACGUUUGCUUUGAGUCGAUCGAUCAGAGCUGCCUCCAGGUGGCGGAACCGGGAGCAGAAAGUAACGAGUUGGACAGCAUCACACGAUGGCGCUUCAGCCCUCGGUUGAACAAAUGCGUCCCAGUAACCCUCCCGCGCGGAGUAUUCUGCCAGUCGAAGAAUCUCUUCCACAGCGAACAGGCCUGUAACGGUGUUUGUCCGGUACUGUCCCAAUGCGAACGGCUUCGUCUGAAGAACGCGAUGGCUGCAAAACGAGCUGGACAACCAAACACCUGGUUCCAGCCACGCUGUGAUCCGGAAACUGGCUUCUGGAGUCCUGUGCAGUGUUUGGGAUCGAUGGGAGCUACAACGGCCGAGGUUAGCGCAACAAAUGGAACCAGUCAACAACAACCGAACAUGGAUGCGCCAGCCGCCGUUGGAGUAUGCUGGUGUGCAGACAAGAAGGGGGCUCCGGUGAAGGGCUCGCUGACGAAAGGCUCCGAACCGAAGUGUAGCAGUCGACAGGCACGUCGUCGUGGUGACUCGAUUGAAACGUCCUCCACCGAUCCAGUGAUGGAAGAACUGAUCCGACAGAUCACGUUCCUGGUGGACGAAAACAACUAUCUAGCGGAUGAGGAACUAGAACCAGUGCAGCCAGUAUCUGUCGCCAGUGCCAACUAUGCUCCAGAACCACGGUACAUUGGAUCGGUCUCAUCUGCGACGGAGAAGGUCAUCGAGCUGGCACGCACCGCCGAAAGUCGAAAUUAUAUCAGUGACAACGGUGCCGAACCGAUCGCAAAACGACUCAGUGCUUCGGCCACACGAUGCCAAGCGCUACAAAUGGCUGCCUCCUUCCCGGUGGCCUGUGAUACGGUCGGAUCAUUCGAACCGAUGCAAUGCAACGGUGAUACGUGUUGGUGUGUUGAUGCGGCCGGUAAUCAGCUACCCCUAUCGAGCACCUUCAAGCGUGGCCAACGAUCUUGUCUUUUCACACCGAUCGACGUGGUUGAGAUCGAAUUGCGACUAAACAACAUUCAUCCGCAGCGUCCACUACUGCAUGUGUAUGAAACGCUUCGGACGGAACUGUCCAUGCUCAUAGGCAGCAUUUAUGACAACUAUCGGGUGCAGGAAAGUGCCGAUGGCAGCGUCACACUGAGGUUCGAUCUGAUCGAAAGCACCAAGGUGGACGAUGCGUAUGCCAUCGAAGAAAUGGUACGCGAUGGAUCGUUUGCACUGUAUCAUGGGCAGCUUGUAGCGGACAUGACACAGUCUCGAUUUGCCCAUCGCAUCUCGGUCGGUGUUCCACUGGCACAGCCAUCGUCCGGCAUUCCGGAAAACACCUUCCAGACGAUCGUGUUCGUCCUGGCAACGGCUUCCGCCUUCCUGGUCGCCAUCUUUGUCGUGUUUGUGAUGCUGAAGCGUGGCCGUAGCAACAAGACGAAGCAUUACACGAACGGGGACAAAAUAUUCGCCAUCGGUGCGGACAAGUACGUUGACUACAGCUCCCCGAUCUUUGUGCUCAGUGCCAACGAUAGUAAAUCAAUCCAGCAGCAACAGGAUCGUUCCGAUUAG